AAGAAGAAGAAGAAGAAGAAGAAGUAAGAGCUGUUUGGGAAGUUUUGUGAUUGGUUGUGGGUUGUGGGGUCCUUUCUGUUCUAUUCUCGUCUCGUUUAUGUCGAAUUGUCGAUGCAUUUUUCUAUUUUACCAAUGGGGAUACCUUUUUUCUUUCUUACUUUAUUCAUCUUUUAUUCAUUUUUUUUUCUUUUCGAUUUUUAUUUGUGGUUUUUGUACCGUUUGCUGGGUGCUGGGCGGGGCUGGGGCGGCUUUGUGGUUAAUGUACAAUUUGUUUUGGCGGUAUUUUUUUCGAUUUCGAGUUUGGGGCUGGGCUGGACUUCGGUGGUGAGGGGGCGGACUGCUGACUGGCUGGCUGGUUUUUGUCACCGGGGUUUUGAACAGUCGUCGUACUCUGAGGGGGUAUGUUUUUCGUAUAUGGUUUUAAUCUGUUUGCUCUUCUUGAUUGCUCUUCUUGCGUGGUUUCACGGAUGGUUUAUCAGGGUGGUUUUGGGGAUGGGGCGUAGGGAGUAGGGAGUUGGUGGCGAGUGAGAUGGAGAUACUAUGUGAGAGCGAGAUGUGUGGGGAUAUGUAUGUGGGAGACAGAGACAGAGACAGAGACAAAGAGAAUCGAACAGUGAUGAGAUGAGGGGAGAUUUGGGGUGAUUUGGGGGACGUCAUUUUUUUGCUGUUAUGCUGUGAGAUGAUGUGCUGGGUCGUGAUGUGCGUG
Molecule: messenger RNA, 706 nt
Organism: Tricharina praecox
Lineage: Eukaryota; Fungi; Ascomycota; Pezizomycetes; Pezizales; Pyronemataceae
Exons: 2
Coding region: 112-510 (132 amino acids)
Source: RefSeq, a predicted model, not a curated record